Molecule: messenger RNA, 5053 nt
Organism: Physeter macrocephalus (sperm whale)
Lineage: Eukaryota; Metazoa; Chordata; Mammalia; Artiodactyla; Physeteridae
Gene: AGTPBP1
Product: ATP/GTP binding carboxypeptidase 1
Exons: 26
Coding region: 182-3865 (1227 amino acids)
Biological process (GO): proteolysis; protein side chain deglutamylation
Molecular function (GO): metallocarboxypeptidase activity; zinc ion binding
Source: RefSeq, a predicted model, not a curated record
GUUUCUGUCACCGGGGUUUGUAUGAAAACACCCGGCGGCGGGCGGCGAGGCAUCCGCCGGGCCCCUGGAGAGCAGCCGCCCGCGCUGCCGACGCCGAGCCGGGUGCUGCAGCUUUACCCAGUCCCUGCCAGCGCCCCAUCCUGAGCCGAUUAUCUGCAAUGGUGAAAUGAAGUAAUUCAAGAUGAGCAAGUUAAAAGUGAUACCAGAGAAAAGCCUUACCAAUAACUCUCGGAUUGUGGGACUCCUGGCUCAGCUGGAGAAGAUCAAUACUGAAUCUACAGAAUCAGAUACUGCCAGAUAUGUUACAUCAAAAAUUCUUCAUCUGGCUCAGAGUCAAGAAAAAACAAGGAGAGAAAUGACAGCCAAAGGUUCUACAGGAAUGGAAGUUCUGCUGUCAACAUUAGAGAACACGAAAGAUCUUCAAACUACACUUAAUAUCUUAAGCAUUCUUGUUGAACUGGUGUCAGCUGGUGGAGGUCGAAGAGCGAGUUUCUUAGUCUCCAAAGGUGGUUCACAAAUAUUAUUACAGUUACUUAUGAACGCCAGCAAAGAAUCUCCCCUGAAUGAGGAGUUAAUGGUGCAGAUUCAUUCCAUUCUUGCAAAAAUUGGACCAAAAGACAAAAAAUUUGGAGUGAAAGCUAGAAUUAAUGGAGCUCUAAAUAUAACCCUGAAUUUGGUCAAACAGAAUUUGCAGAAUCAUCGCUUGGUUUUGCCUUGUCUUCAGCUUUUACGAGUAUAUUCUGCCAACUCUGUGAAUUCUGUAUCCUUAGGGAAAAAUGGAGUUGUGGAACUGAUGUUUAAAAUCAUUGGACCAUUUAGUAAGAAGAAUUCCAGUCUUAUGAAGGUUGCUUUAGACACUCUUGCUGCAUUGCUAAAAUCAAAAACAAAUGCCAGGAGAGCUGUAGACAGAGGAUAUGUCCAAGUCCUUUUAACAAUUUAUGUAGAUUGGCACCGCCAUGAUAAUCGGCAUAGAAACAUGCUCAUUCGAAAAGGAAUUUUACAGAGUUUAAAAAGUGUUACAAGCAUCAAGUUGGGAAGAAAAGCAUUUAUUGAUGCCAAUGGGAUGAAAAUUCUUUAUAACACUUCACAAGAAUGUUUGGCAGUCAGGACCCUUGAUCCUCUUGUCAACACCUCCAGUCUGAUAAUGAGGAAGUGUUUCCCUAAAAAUCGCCUGCCACUCCCAACGAUUAAAAGUUCUUUCCAUUUCCAGUUACCAGUUAUUCCUGUUACUGGACCUGUGGCCCAGCUCUACAGUUUACCCCCUGAAGUGGAUGACGUAGUAGAUGAAAGUGAUGACAACGAUGAUAUUGAUUUAGAAGCUGAAAAUGAAACCGAAAAUGAAGAUGACCUAGAUAAAAAUUUUAAGAAUGAUGAUAUUGAAACGGAUAUUAACAAACUAAAACCCCAGCAAGAACCAGGACGAACAAUAGAAGAACUUAAAAUGUAUGAACACCUUUUCCCUGAGCUUGUUGAUGAUUUUCAGGACUAUGAUUUAAUCUCCAGAGAACCAAAAGCUUUUGUAUUUGAGGGAAAAGUGCAUGGCCCUAUUGUUGUUCCCACGGCAGGAGAGGAAGCAUCUGGGAAUUCCAGCAAUUUAAGAAAAGGAAUUGUAAUGAAGGCGACUGUGUCUCCUAAAGGAGAUGAAGAUAAUAAGAAACCAGCCUGUGCGGAUCUGGCAAAAGAAGAUAUUAAAGAUAAUGACAGAACAUUACAGCAGCAGCUAGGUGGUGAUCAAAAUAGAACUAUUUCAUCGGGCCAUGGCUUAAACAAUGAUAUUGUGAAGGCCUUGGACCGAAUUACAUUGCAGAAUAUUCCUUCUCAAACAGCCCCGGGUUUUACUGCAGGAAUGAAGAAGGACUACAGUCUCCCUGUCACUGCCCUUACGUGCGCUAAUGCAUGUUCACACGUGGCUACUUGUGGGAAUGUUCUGUUUGAGGGAAGAACUGUUCAGCUAGGCAAGCUUUGCUGUACUGGAGUCGAAACUGAGGAUGAUGAAGACACUGAGUCUACUGCAUCAGUGGAACAAGCAUUAGUUGAAGUUCCUGAUGGACCAACACUCCACGACUCAGAUCUUUAUAUUGAGAUUGUGAAAAGUACAAAGUCUGUCCCAGAAUAUUCAGAGGUGGCUUAUCCUGAUUAUUUUGGUCACAUUCCUCCUCCAUUCAAAGAGCCUAUUUUGGAAAGGCCUUACGGUGUACAAAGGACAAAAAUUGCCCAAGAUAUUGAGAGGCUAAUACAUCAGAGUGAUAUAAUAGAUCGAGUGGUAUAUGACUUAGAUAACCCAAAUUAUACCACUCCAGAAGAUGGAGAUAUUUUGAAGUUUAACUCCAAAUUUGAAUCUGGGAAUCUGCGCAAAGUAAUUCAAAUUAGAAAAAAUGAAUAUGACCUUAUUCUGAACUCAGAUAUAAAUAGUAAUCAUUAUCAUCAGUGGUUUUACUUUGAAGUCAGUGGAAUGCGACCAAGCAUUGCUUAUAGGUUCAACAUCAUUAACUGUGAAAAGUCCAACAGUCAAUUUAAUUAUGGUAUGCAACCACUCAUGUAUUCGGUUCAGGAAGCGUUAAAUGCUAGACCAUGGUGGAUUCGUGUGGGGACUGACAUUUGUUACUAUAAAAAUCACUUCUCAAGAAGUUCAAUUGCUGCAGGUGGGCAAAAGGGAAAAUCCUACUAUACAAUUACAUUCACUGUCAUUUUUCCACAUAAAGAUGAUGUGUGCUAUUUUGCUUAUCACUAUCCAUACACGUAUUCAACUUUACAGAUGCAUCUUCAAAAAUUGGAAUCAGCACACAAUCCUCAGCAAAUCUAUUUUCGAAAAGAUGUGUUAUGUGAAACCCUGUCUGGAAACAGCUGUCCCUUGGUGACUAUAACAGCAAUGCCAGAGUCUAAUUAUUAUGAACAUAUCUGUCAAUUCAGAAAUCGCCCUUACGUUUUCUUAUCUGCUCGGGUGCAUCCUGGAGAGACUAAUGCAAGCUGGGUAAUGAAAGGAACAUUAGAGUAUCUCAUGAGUAAUAACCCUACUGCUCAGAGCUUACGAGAAUCCUAUAUUUUUAAAAUUGUCCCUAUGCUAAAUCCAGAUGGUGUCAUCAAUGGAAAUCACCGCUGUUCUUUAAGUGGAGAGGAUUUGAAUAGACAGUGGCAAAGUCCAAAUCCAGAUUUACAUCCUACAAUUUAUCAUGCCAAGGGUCUGCUGCAAUAUCUGGCUGCAGUGAAGCGUUUACCACUGGUUUAUUGUGAUUAUCAUGGCCACUCCCGAAAGAAGAAUGUAUUUAUGUAUGGCUGCAGCAUCAAAGAGACAGUGUGGCACACGAAUGACAAUGCAGCUUCAUGUGAUGUUGUGGAAGAUGUGGGAUACAGGACUUUGCCUAAGAUUCUGAGUCAUAUUGCCCCAGCAUUUUGCAUGAGCAGCUGUAGCUUCGUAGUAGAAAAAUCUAAAGAAUCUACAGCACGUGUUGUAGUUUGGAGAGAGAUAGGAGUACAAAGAAGCUAUACCAUGGAGAGUACUUUGUGUGGCUGUGAUCAGGGAAAAUAUAAGGGUUUACAGAUUGGUACUCGAGAAUUGGAAGAGAUGGGAGCAAAAUUUUGUGUUGGUCUAUUGCGUUUGAAAAGACUGACAUCCCCACUGGAAUAUAAUCUGCCUUCUAGCCUGCUUGACUUUGAAAAUGACUUGAUUGAUUCGAGCUGCAAAGUAACUAGGGCUUCCCUGGUGGCGCAGUGGUUGAGAGUCCGCCUGCCGAUGCAGGGGACACAGGUUCGUGUCCCAGUCUGGGAGGAUCCCGCGUGCUGCGGAGUGGCUGGGCCCGUGAUCCAUGGCCGCUGGGCCUGCACGUCCGGAGCCUGUGCUCCGCAACGGAAGAGGCCACAACAGUGAGAGGCCCGCGUACUGCAAAAAAAAAAAAAAAAAAAAAAUUCCAUUUCAUACAACACUUAAGUCUGCAUUAUGUCUUUCCUAGGGGGUGUGUUUCUUUUAGGUCAAAGCUGGGGAUGUUGGUAGAACUCAUUUAAAAACUUAAAGCUUGUUAGGCUACACCCUACGGUCCUGCACGCCUUGUAAUUGCCCAGCCUUAAAACCAAAUAGCGAGCCCAGAGACAGCUAGAGACAUCCUUGGUUUAUUGGAUAGUGACUCUUACAUGUCGGAUGCAAGGUCCUGGAAAGAGACAGCAGGCAGGACAUGGCAGCAGUCUUCGCUACCGGUGGUGGGGGUGGGUGUUACCAGUUACACAGAGAAUUGGCAUCAGAUUGUCUCACCAGUUACCAGGGAAACCAGCAGAAGAGCCUGUCCCUCACAGCCCCUUUGAUAAACUAGCAGGUGGAGCCAUUCUGAUCUGAAGAGUAGAAGAUCACUAAGCUUGGGGGUAGGGGUGGGAGGAUGGGGCGUAGGGCAAGUUACUUAUUAGGCUCUGUGAUUAAGAGGGAAGGUCAGUCAUGCCAGUAGGGUGUGGGUGAGAGGCAGGCACUCCUUGAGUGGGGGAUGUACAGGGAGCAAGAGAACAGCCAUCUUGAGUGGCCUGACCAUACACAGCUAUAUAGUGUUUUUGAACUUAACAAAAGUGUUAUUAUUUUACCUGUUACCUGAACUAAGCAGUAUUCUCAGUGACCCUCAUUUAAAGGAUUUGAAAUCUGAUAAAGCGUUUAACAAUACUUCUCAUUAGGAAAUUGUGAUGGUGACUAAAUUUCAGGAUAAUAGGCAUAUGGUUUUAAGUAUGUUUGAAACAUUAUGGGAAAGUGAAGUUGAAAAAUACCAAACUCUAUACAGUGUUUUAUUGUAAUAAAAAAUAUAGCCGUGUUUAAAUGAAGCCUACUUAUUAUCUUAUAAUCAAACUGUAUUUGGACCUGUUUUUUUUUAAUUGAGGUGAAAUUUACACAGCAUGAAAUUUACCAUUUUUAAAGUGAACAAUUUAAUAGUAUUUAGUUUGUUUACAAUAUUUUGCAACCAUCAGUCACCUCUGUCUAGUACCCAAACUUUUUUUAAUCACCCACGAAGGAGACCCUCAUACUCAUUAAGCAGCAUUUUCAGCCCCUGAACCACUAAUCUGCUUUCUGCCUCUAUGAAUUAAC